ACGCAAAGCAGCUUCCAGUCAGAGAGACUGCAGCACAUCCUUGGCCGCUGCCCCACCGCACCUGACGGACGGUCGGCCGGCCGGCCGAUUCUCUCCCCGUCCCCAGCUUCUUCGCCACAAGCCGCGUCCACGAGCGGUAUGGGGGCGCCCGCAGCCCACGAGUAGCGAGUCACCGGUUCAAUCUCGAGGCGGAAAAGGCCAGCGACCACAGGUCCAGCAAGAUGGUGUCGUGGAUGAUUUCGAGGAUGGUUGUCCUGGCCUUUGGGACGCUCUAUCCAGCGUAUGCGUCAUACAAGGCUGUCAAAACGAAGAAUGUGAAGGAAUAUGUGAAGUGGAUGAUGUACUGGAUAGUAUUUGCCUUGUUCUCUACGGCAGAGACGGCCACAGACUUGUUCCUAUCCUGGUUUCCUUUUUACUUUGAGUUGAAGAUCGCCUUUGUGAUCUGGCUCUUGUCCCCAUACACCAAGGGCUCCAGUGUUCUCUAUCGCAAGUUUGUCCACCCAACCUUGUCCAACAAGGAAAAGGAGAUUGACGAUUAUAUUGCACAGGCCAAAGACAGGAGUUAUGAAACCAUGAUGAGAUUUGGAAAGAGGGGUCUCAACUUGGCUGCUAAUGCUGCAGUAACUGCAGCCACCAAGGGCCAGGGUGUGUUGUCAGACAAGUUGCGCAGUUUUAGCAUGCAGGACCUGACACUCAUCAACACCGAGGAUGAGCUGUCUCUGCACUCUUCAGACGGUCGCAUGAGACGAGACUCUGUGGACGACAUGAGCUCGGGGGCCAGCACGCUUCCCCGGGCCAAGAGCGCCGCUACACGACAGACUCGCUCUAUGGCUCACACGUCCCUUGCAGAUGAGAUAUCAUCCCAACACAGCUCAGACCAAUCAGAUGCAAGAACUGAACACUCUGAUGAGGAUGCAGGAGAAAAGCCCCCCAAGCGGCCCACCACCACCAAGACAACCAAGAAACCUGCUGCAAAGACAGAGGCACAAUGCAAGAUAGUGAAGAAGGCACCAAAGAAAAAGACCACAUCCAGUGCAGAGACACCCCCAUGAGGGCCUCUAUGUCUGCGGGCAUACACUCUCUCCACCCACACCCUGACAGCAACCCCUCCUAUGUCUGGUCUCCACAUGAACACAAAAACAUUAAGCACCAAAUGCUGUCUGCAUUUAGUUUUUGAUGUUUCCCACUCUGUGGUUCUCUUAAUUUGUCUCUCUGUGUAGUGAGUGUUCCCAGUGGUUCUUUUAAGCUUUUAUUUAAAAGUUAUAUUCAUGUUCUUUUCUCGUUUUAGAUGUAGAGUGUGACUGUAUUAGAUGAGAAAGUAACUUGACCAGUAUGUAGACUGACAUGCAUUAGGCAAGUAGCACAAAUUAAAUAUAUGAUUCCUACUUCUUCAUAUUUUUAAAAUUGGCCCUGACCUGUGGGCCCCACAGCCAAGAGAUUGUCCGCUUUAAGUGAAUCUGGCUCAGCGAGCUCAGGUUCACCCUACAGCAAUGGCUUCCUUCCUCAAAAACUCCAAUUGUGUACUGUAGUUGCAACCUUUUGCUGACUUCAUUUUGGAGUUCUGAAGUUGGAUGAAGUUAUGAUCAUUUGUCUGCUGGACUUGAAUUCAGGAAAAUGGCAGAGCGAUAGGUCCUGUGUUGAGUUUGCAUGCUCCCCCUGUGCUUGUGUGGAUUUUCUCCAAGUACUUUGGCUUCCUCCCACAUUCCCAAAACAUGCCUGUUAGGUGACUUGCAGACAGUAAAUUGCCCAUAGGUGGUAAUGUUAGUGUGAAUAGUUGUUUUUCUCUAUGUGCCCUACUAUUGGCUGGCAAGCAGUUCAGCUUCCACAAAAUGUUGCUGGAGUAGUCUCCAGCUCACACAUGACUCCAAUAAGGACAUACACUAUAGAAAAUAGAUAGGUGGAGCCAUGCUAUUUCCACAUAUUUCCAUUCAUAUCACUCGAAUUGCUCAGCUGUGACUGCUGUUUUGUUAUUUUUAUUUGGCUCUUUAAUGGCAGUUUUUUCUUCUCAUCCCCUUUUGUUUUCUAUCCGGAGAGAGUGUUGGGACUUGGCUGUGGUAUUUCUGGUUCACAGGGCUCCACAGGUGUCCCACCAGGCCGCCGCUCUAUUGGGUUCUGUUUUCCUUGGGUGCUGCCUGCUCUAAUGGGAUUUUAAGCAAGAUGCUGAAAGUGUGAAACAAGGUGGAAGCAGUAGGGGGAGACAAAGUCUGCCUCUACCACUGAUAAUGUAAAUAGAAAAACGACUGUAAAUAUUGCGAGUUUGCUUGCCUUAUCUUAUUCUCUGGGCUUUCAGCUGUUUUCUUAUCCAGCAUUUUCAGGUCAAUGUCUCGAUCAAGUAUAGUUUUAAAAGUGGAGGGUCAUUUAGUUUCCAAUGAAGUUUUUUUUUUUUUUUUUUGGUUGGUUUUUUUUAACUUUGUGUUCAGAGACUUAUUCAUGUAUUACACACAAAGACUAUUCCAGACACGGCGACUUUUACACUUUGCUUCCCUGUAGAACCAGAUUGACUGGAAAGUCUUGAUGGCCCAACUGCUGGAAUACUUUGAAUAACAAAACAUUUUUUUUCAAAAUAUUUAUUGUUUACAUUCAGUUUAUAGUAGUAUCGUACACCGACAUGUAUAGUUGUGCAAAUUCUCAAAACUCCAUGUGAAUCACAAAGGUGUGUGCGUUGGAAUGGUAUCUUCAUGUAUCAGUAUUAAAACUGCUAAUAAAGGAGAAUGGACGGACGUGUCAUUUAAUUUUUUUUAUACAUCUAUUAAAUGUAACUGAAUUUCUAUGUGGAGGUUAAUGUUAGUAUGAUUAAAAAUAAUCUUCAUCCA
Messenger RNA from Phycodurus eques (leafy seadragon), 2813 nucleotides. It is a transcript of the gene reep2, whose product is annotated as receptor accessory protein 2. Gene Ontology annotation, biological process: endoplasmic reticulum tubular network organization. The coding region runs from base 222 to 1052 and encodes 276 amino acids. The record is from RefSeq and is a predicted model, not a curated record. Gene Ontology annotation, cellular component: endoplasmic reticulum tubular network; cytoplasmic microtubule; endoplasmic reticulum membrane. The transcript is spliced from 8 exons. NCBI's taxonomy places the organism in Eukaryota, Metazoa, Chordata, Actinopteri, Syngnathiformes, Syngnathidae. Gene Ontology annotation, molecular function: microtubule binding; taste receptor binding.